UUGUUAGUUUUUUAUUGGUUAUGUUUUGAAUUAUUAAAUAUAGAGUCUUCAACCAUAGACUUUAUUUGCAGAGCUAUGCCGGAGAGCCCAAGUAAAUCUGCCCCAAAAUGGCAUCACCCAAAAGAUGUUAUGAAAAUUCACAAGUUAAAACUUAAAAAGAAACAAUUGCAGGCCAGAAUCAAUAACUCUUCGCCAAAACCUGUUGAACAAAUUUCGACACCUUUUGAAGAUGUCUUUUGUGCCCGCAAAAGGAAAAAUCCUUUUCUGGCAGCCAACGAGUGUAAAAAGUCGAAACCUGAAAUUUCUAGUGUUUUGGAUGAGUCUAGUGAUCAAACACUGUUUAAACUUUUAAAUCAAACCCCUCCAAGAACUACAACAAAUGAUUCCUUAACAUCAUUUAAUAAUAUUUUAAAUAAAAUUAAUGAAAAUAGUGACAAUAAGGAGAAUGAUGGUGUGGAGGUUGUAAAGGCUCAGGGUGAAAAAUGGUUACCCAUUGACUGGGGACUGAAAAAUAAGGUUCGAUUACUUUCUGAAAAACCAUUUCCCUGGAAUCAAAAACUAAAACUGAGUGAAGAGGCCUCUGGGAUAACAGGUUUUACAAGGUGUUUAGACUCCAAUUGUGAAACAAAACUUGACACAUCACCAAAUGCAAAAUUUCACCAGUGCUGUUUAUAUUGGCAACAGCCUUCAUUACCUUGGCUAAAUCUCUUCCCUAGAACCACCACUAAAGCCACACAAGCUGGUGCUAGUUGUGUAACCAAUUCAGCAGUCAGAGACAGCUUACAAGCAGCUUGGUCUGAUAGUUUAAGAUCUCUAUUUCAACUGCUAAGAACAAGACAAUGUCCAUAUUUUUAUGCUUGUGCAAACAAUUUUACUGUUUUAUUUAGAGCGUCGGGGAUUUGCGGUUAUAGGGAUGUUCACGCACUGAUUACUCCAACAACAAGAGGCUUCAGACAGAUGUUGAAUCAAGAGAAGAUUGAAUUUACAAUGCCACUGAAGAAGAGAAAAAUGUCUGAUCAAGGGUUAGGCACUGAAGAUUCAUCAGAAAAUGACAAAAAAGAAGUACAGGAGGAAAAACCUGAUGAAGAAGAGGAGGAAGCUCCUGAUGAAAAAUGGAUGAAGACUAUGGGAAUUAAUGCUGAUGAUAUAAAACAAAUUAAUUAUACUCAGGAAAAAAUUAUAUAUAAAUCAGAAUGCCAAGUAGAUAACAGUGAACAGAGCUUGGUAUUAGUUGAGGGCGUGGAAGUCCAUGCUCUGUACAACUUCUUGAUAAACUGUAAAAGUGCAACCGCUGCGACUGGUGCUCUGGCCGGAAUUCCGCCGACACUGCUUGCUCCGGUCGCUUUCCACGGUGCUACCUUGAGUUCCCUAAAGGUGCGGGAAAACAAAGUACAUAUAGAUGACGCUAAUUACUACUCGCUAGAUCUAACAGGACCAAUUUUACCAAGUACAAUGCACAGUUUAUUUGCUUUAAAUGAGCCUGAUCAUAGUAUGACUAUUACAUUUAACAGUGUAGUGAGCACAAAUUCUUUUAGUAAAAUUACUAGUGAUGAUUUGGAGAGUGAGGGCAGUGUAGUCUUUGGAAAAGAGAAUUUAUCUGAUUGUGGACUAAAUUCUAAGGUGCUAGAACAUUUUAGUGAACCUGAUAACAAGCAUAUUACCAGUGUGGAAUGCAUAAAAUAUAUAAGUGAGAACAGAACAUACACUUGGACUUAAUUAUAAGUGUUAGUAAUUUUAGUAUGUGAUUAGUAUUGUAAUAAUUUAUUAUUGUUUUAAGAAUUAUUUAAGUCACUAUUUAUAUUAAUUACUAACAACAUAAGAUUGCAAUAAAAUAUUUUUAAUGUC
Molecule: messenger RNA, 1845 nt
Organism: Aethina tumida (small hive beetle)
Lineage: Eukaryota; Metazoa; Arthropoda; Insecta; Coleoptera; Nitidulidae
Product: protein downstream neighbor of son homolog
Exons: 2
Coding region: 76-1716 (546 amino acids)
Biological process (GO): nuclear DNA replication
Cellular component (GO): nucleus
Source: RefSeq, a predicted model, not a curated record